This is a messenger RNA of Macrobrachium nipponense, 366 nucleotides long. Its product is annotated as disks large-associated protein 4-like. Lineage: Eukaryota; Metazoa; Arthropoda; Malacostraca; Decapoda; Palaemonidae. The coding region runs from base 1 to 366 and encodes 121 amino acids. The record is from RefSeq and is a predicted model, not a curated record. Gene Ontology annotation, biological process: signaling. The transcript has a single exon.
AUGAGCGAGGAGGUACAAGGAAAGGUCCUUGCAGCUAUAGGGAAAGCCCGCCUCCUCAUUACGCAAAAGGUCGAACAGUUUAGAGGUCUGUGUCAACAAAAUAUUGAUGGGCCCAAAGAUGAAGAACCCACUAUAUUAGCUGCAGAUCUAGAAGGCUUUUGGGACAUGGUGUCCAUCCAGGUGGAAAAUGUACACCACCUAUUCAAAGAGAUCAGUGUUCUUAAAACUAAUGGAUGGAAAGAGGACCUAAUUACACGGACAAUUAAUAAUGUCACCAAAGGCCACGAGAAGAAGAAGAAACCAGUGACAGUUAUGAAAAAGGCUAUGAAGAGUUCCUCUCAGGACAAAACAAAAGUCGAGAGAUGA